This is a messenger RNA of Durusdinium trenchii, 1119 nucleotides long. The record is from the annotation of a GenBank genome assembly. Lineage: Eukaryota; Dinophyceae; Suessiales; Symbiodiniaceae.
AUGGCUUCAUACUUUGAUGCAAUCCAUGCAUCGGCGCUCUAUCACCAGCUGGCGUGCCUUCAGCGUGCGACUCCUCCGGCAGAGUUGCCGUCGCAGCUCAAUGGCUUCUGUGCACUGCAGCUGCGGAUGGAGGAGUUGUUGCGAGAGGGUGACGUGAGCCCCAGGGUGUGCGCCAACGUGCUUUGGUCCAUGGCCUACCUCGUUGAUGUGCUCCCCUCCUCGUCCCUGCUGUCGGCCUUGAUUUUGCACCUUCCAAGCAAGGCUGGUGCUAUGGACGCGCAACAGCUGUCCAACAGCUUGUGGGCGACAGCGCAGUUGUGCCACUCCAUGCCUUUGGUGUUUUCCGCAGGUGAGCUGCAGAAGAUGGUGCUUGUACUGGUGGCUGGGAUAUCAUGCAAGGCCAACGACAUGAUUCCUCAGCACUUAUCCAAUUGCAUGUGGGCCACUGCGCAGUUGAAGGAUUUGAUACCUGAUGUACUCAAGCUGGUGCCGACGCUAGUCGCUCGGAUCCCAGCACAGGUAGAGCGAAUGAUACCACAGCACUUGGCCAAUUGCAUGUGGGCUGCUGCUCGUUUGAGACUUUCAGCCGCGUCAGAUGUGGCAAAUUUGGUGCCAGCACUCGCGGGCCAGAUUGGCAGGAAGGCUGGCCAGAUGAACCGUCAGGAACUGUCCAACUGCAUUUGGGCAUCGGCUCAUUUGCUGGAUGUGGCGCCAGGUCAUUUGGCAAAGCUCGUGCCAAUACUUGUGGUUCAGAUCUGUAGGCAUAGCACUCCGAUGAUUCCUCAGCAGGUGUCCACCAGUCUUUGGGCGGCUGCCAUUCUGAAGAAUUCGACGCCAGAUGUCUUGAAGAUGGUGCCAGGCUUGGCGCAUGAGGCCCGUGCUCAAGCUGAUGAGAUGACACCGCAGGCAUUGUGCACUUGCUUAUGGGCUUCAGCCCACUUCAAGGAAUUGCCUGAGAUGCAGAUUUGGCCAGCGCUUCUUUCACGGAUUUCAUUGAAGAUCUCCGACAUGAAUCUCCAGGACUUGUGCAACACGUGCUGGGCUUUAGUGGUCCUGUUGGAUGCGGAUGAGAGCCGAAUUCACUCACGCAUCAGAUGGAAAGGAGUCGAGAUCGGUUGA